AUGGAGCAACCCGCCGCACUUCCCACGGCAACUUCUUUGCCCAUCCAUGACCAGAAUGACUCCACCGAGCCUGUUACAGGUCCGCAAAAGCGUUUCUGCGAAGGAAGCACUCACAACCCACUCCCACCUUUGUUCAGCACCGACGAAGAGAUUCACGAUAUCAAAGCUCACCGCUCUUCGAACCUUCUCACGUUCUCUCCUCCUGCCAUCAGUACAUUCAUCACCGCGCCCGCGGACGCCACAUUCACCAUCCUUCCAACCGAGGUUCCGUACAACGGCCGUACCACCGAGACGUCAUUCCACGGCCUCCCCGUCUACGCCACCCAUUUCUCCGCAUCCAUUUCUCCCACCCGCGUCCUGGCCGCCAGCAACGCUCCUACAGCGCAAGACAGCGACCCCAAGCAGUCCUACAUCUUCUCGCCCAGCCUCGUCCGGUGGGUCGUCGAUGCCGCUACGCAGACGCGGUGGAAAGGGUGGGAUGUGCCUCCUCAGCGAACGGCAGAGCUUGAUUCCAUUGCGGAAGAAGAGGGGAAGGUUAGAGGCGCGAAGAAGAGGAGAGUGGGGGAGUGUGUGGCUGGGGUGGGGUUGGUUGGGGCUGUGGUUGGUGGGGUUGCUGGUGGCAGUUGUGGUGGAGAGGACGUGUAUGAUUCGGAUGAGACAGUAUCGGCGAAGGGCGAGGAGGUGGUGGAAUGGCAAGAUAAUGAGAUUGGGGUCGGGUCUGCUAUGGGACUGGAGCACGGCAGUGUGGGUACUGCGGAAGUGGAGUUGGGUGGCGGUAUGGACAAAAACAGUGUUGGUGGGGAAGCAGAGGUGCUUGAGCUGGGACUGAAGUAUGAUGGUGCUGCGGCGUGGUAG
Messenger RNA from Lasiodiplodia theobromae, 855 nucleotides. RefSeq lists its product as uncharacterized. The coding region runs from base 1 to 855 and encodes 284 amino acids. Lineage: Eukaryota; Fungi; Ascomycota; Dothideomycetes; Botryosphaeriales; Botryosphaeriaceae. The transcript has 2 exons. The record is from RefSeq and is a predicted model, not a curated record.